This is a messenger RNA of Apus apus (common swift), 2655 nucleotides long. It is a transcript of the gene VWCE, whose product is annotated as von Willebrand factor C and EGF domains. Gene Ontology annotation, biological process: cellular response to virus. Gene Ontology annotation, cellular component: cytoplasm. Gene Ontology annotation, molecular function: protein binding; calcium ion binding. Lineage: Eukaryota; Metazoa; Chordata; Aves; Apodiformes; Apodidae. The record is from RefSeq and is a predicted model, not a curated record.
CUCUCUCCUUCCCUCCACCCCCCGCAUUGUUCCCGGCUCGCCGGGCGGGAGGAGGAGCAGGGCCAAGGGCCAACAUGCGGGCUGCUCCCCGGCGGGAAGGCAGGAAUUGGGACCGUGCCCCGGGCUGGGGGAACCUCCUGUCAUGUUGGGCGAGCUGCUGCUCUUCCAGGUUGCCUGUGGAUCCUUCUUCUUCCCGGGCUGCCAGGGCAGGGUGUACCCCGGGAGGAAGAAACCGGCCAGCUUUGCCGUGGAGAGGCGCCGCGUGGGGCCCCACGUCUGCUUCUCAGCCUUCGGCAGCGGAUGUUGUCCCGGCUGGAUGCUGGCUCCGGGCAGCGGGCACUGCACCCUACCUCUUUGCUCCUUCGGCUGCGGCGGCGGCGUCUGCGUCGCUCCCAACCUCUGCUCCUGCCCGGAUGGGGAGCGGGGCAUCACCUGCCCAGAGCCCCCGGGGACGUGUGGGGAGUACGGCUGCGACCUCUCCUGCAACCACGGCGGGUGCCAGGAGGUGGCCCGUGUCUGUCCCCUCGGCUUCUCCAUGGCGGAGACGCCCCACGGCGUCCGCUGCACCGACAUCGACGAGUGCCUGAGCGCUGCCUGCGAGGGUCCCUGCGUCAACACCGAGGGGGGGUUUGUCUGCGAGUGCGGCCCCGGGAUGCAGCUGGCUGCCGACCGCCACAGCUGCCAGGACACGGACGAGUGCCUGGCCACGCCGUGCCAGCACCGCUGCAAGAACAGCCUGGGCAGUUACCGCUGCUCCUGCCGGCCCGGGUACCACCUCCACGGGAACCGACACUCCUGCCUGGAUGUCAACGAGUGCUGGUGGCCAGGGGAGCGCCGGGCCUGCCAGCACGGCUGCCACAACACCCCGGGCAGCUUCCUCUGCUCCUGCCGCCCCGGGUACCGGCUCCGCCCCGACAGGGUCUCCUGUGAAGGCUAUCCCAAAUCCAUCCUGGCUCCAUCGCCCAUCCUACAGUCCCUGCAGCAUCCGCCCACCCUCGUCCUGCUCCCGCCCAGCUCCGGAGGGUCCCUCCUGCUCCCCAGGGGUUCCCCCUCAUCCCACCUCCCCGCCGCAGCUCCGGGUACCCAGCUCCCUCCCUCCGAGCUGUCCCCGGCCACCGAGCUGUCCCCACACCCCGUGGGAGCCCCUGGUACCUCCCCCCCAUCAGCCCCUCGCUGUUGGUACCGGGGGGUCCCCCGGGAGCCCGGUGCUCACUGGAUGGAGCCUGGGGGGUGCCGGAGCUGCUCCUGCCAGGGGGGACGAGUGCUCUGCAAAGCCACCAGCUGCCCCGUCACCUGCUCCCACCCCCUGCCCGCCCCGGCCGGGGGCUGCUGCCCCAGCUGUGCAGGGUGCCUGCACGAGGGGGUGGCCCGUGCUGAGGGUGAUGUUUUCUCCCCAUCCGAUGGGAAUUGCACCGUCUGCAUCUGCCUGGCUGGGAAUGUUUCCUGCAUCUCCCCCGAGUGCCCCCCAGGCUCUUGCCCCAGCCCCUCGGCAGCUGACUGCUGCUCCUGCCAGCCAGCAAGGUGCAUUUUUCGGGGCCACACGUACCCACACGGUGCCCGGUUCAGCCUGGAUGGGGACGACUGCACCACCUGUGUCUGCAGGGGUGGUGAGGUGGAGUGCUCCUUUGCCCCCUGCCCCGUGCUGGACUGUCCCCAGCACCAGCAGCACCUGGGCCCAGGGCAGUGCUGCUUCACCUGCAGGGACCCCCCGGCCCCCGCCGGUUGCUUGGUGGAUGACAACGGGGUGGAGUUUCCCAUUGGACAGAUCUGGUCUCCGGGCGAUCCCUGUGAGUUAUGCAUCUGCCAGGCAGAUGGUUCCGUGAGCUGCAAGAGGACGGAUUGUCUGGAGACUUGUCCCUACCCCAUCCGCAUCCCCGGGCAGUGCUGCCCCGACUGCUCAGCAGGCUGCACCUACAUGGGUAGGAUCUUCUACAACAACGAGACCUUCCCCUCUGUCCUGGACCCUUGUCUCAGCUGCAUCUGCCUGCUGGGCUCAGUGGCCUGUUCCCCCGUGGACUGUGCCAUCUUCUGCACCUACCCCUUCCACCCCGAGGGCGAGUGCUGCCCCGUCUGCAAGGACUGCAAUUACCAGGGCAGGAAGGUGGGGAACGGCCAGACCUUCACCCCCGAGGGCCAGCCCUGCACCCGCUGCACGUGCCAGCUCGGGGAGGUGAGCUGUGAGAAGAGGCUGUGUCCCCUGUCCUGUGCCGAGCCGGCCGCCCUGCCCUCCUGCUGCCCACCCUGCCAAGCCACGGACGUCCGGCUCCCCCUGCAGAGCACUGACCUGUCCCUGUCCCCCUCCCCAGCCCACGAGGACACCCCCCCUGACACCCCACACCCCAGCCCCCCCCCCACAUCGACCCGGCCCUCCCGGCACCGACUGGCCCUGCUCCUGCUCCCCAACACAGCCCCCCUGGGCAGCUCUCUGGGAAGUGCCAGGGCUGGGGAGCACCCCCCGAGCACACUGAGCCCCCCCGGGCACCCAUCGGCAGCUGCUCUGCCCCCCCGGACCCCCCCCGAGCCCACAGCCCCCCCAGCUCCCACAGGGUCGAGCCCCAAGGUGCAGGGAGCCCCCGGGGAUGCCGACCCCUCUGCCAUAGGGCACGUGGCUCCCUAGGGCAGGAGGAGGAUGAAGAGGAGGAGGAUGAAGAAGGA